AUUUUAACUUAGAUUGAAAUUUGACGCAGGUUUAUUAUUAAUUUAUACAAAAUAACAUUCAAAAUAUCUUUAUAAAUAUUAAAAGUUAUUAUGCCAGCUGUUGAUAAGACUCUUGAAGAUGAUGAAAAUUAUAUUAUAUCUCGAGCAAAGGAAGCUCAAAAGAGCAAUAUUUAUUCUGCGAAGGCUUGGAUGUUGACUGCUAAAACACUGUUUCCAGCUAAUUUUAAAAUUCAGUUCGAAGCCUACUUAAUGGAAAAACAAUCUGGAAAUGUACAAGAAGCAGCUGAAUGUUUUAGUUCAUUAAUGAUGUCACCACAAAAUCUACCAGAUUUAUUAACAGAAAUUUCUGCUAUUGCUCAUGCUCUUAAAUCCAAUGAGCCCUGUUUUUUAAGUCAAAUGUUUGAUAAUAUUAGUCCUGAUAUACAACUAACAAUACUUAAAACAAGUGUUGAAAAUAGUGAUGAUACAAUGGAGCAUUGUCGUUUGCUAGUGCUAUUAUUAAAAAAGUUUCCACAAUUAGGUGUAGAUAGUCUUGUCAAAACACUUAUAAACGCUGAAGAAUUUUUUUAUGAUAAUCGAUAUGCUCGUCUGCUUGUUGUAGAAACUUUGCCUUUACUCAAUUCUUUGGAAUCACCUAGACUGUUACAACGAUUAGUGGUUAAAGCAAUUGAUUUUUAUAAUUCUUAUAUUUAUGAUGAAAGUGAACAUGAUAUUACAGAUCCCUGGCAAAGACUUUAUGGUGUACUUGAAUUAUUGGGACGUCAACUCGGCUGGGAUUCUUAUUUAGUUAAUUACAGCAAUAGCUUAAAUAAAGAAUCCUAUUUUCAAAAAUUAUUGUCAUUGAGAAAUUUUGAUGAUUGUAGACAACUUUUAUAUUGUGGAGUAGUAUUUUUUUUAAGGUCACUCUAUGAACAUAAAUCCCUUAAGGGAAAUCAUAUAUUAGUAGAAGCUUUAUCUGAUCCUGAUGCACCACCAUCAAAACGAAGAAAAGGUGAUAUUGAGGUGACAGGAGUAUCAGCUCACCAGUUUCAAGCAGCUGCCAAUUGUUGGGAACUGUUACAUCGCAAUGAAGUUAUUUCAAGGGAAUUUAUAAAAUUAACUUCACAGCUGCAAGUUAAACCUUGGGUAGAAGGUUUUUCUGAAGAAUUAGCUCUAUUUAGAGGCAGAUAUGAAGAAGCAUGUCCAUCCUCAACAAGUAGUAAUAUAAAUGUUCUAAUAGCAAAUGUAUCUGCUUACUUUUUUCAGCAAAACUACAGUGCUUGCAUUGAAAAUAUUUUGGCAGCAUUGCCUUUACUGCCUUCAAUUGAGGGAUCAUUGGAGUCAGAUCUCAUUAUUGGCGGAAAACAUCGCCAUCUUCACUUUUUACCUUUAACUAAGUUUGCAAUCAUGCAUUAUUUCUGUACUCUACUGAUAAGGAUACUCAUGAAAACUGGAAAUAACACUGAUAUGGCUUAUGGUCAUAUAUUAGUAUUAAUGCAACUUGGCUGGCCACAGGAAGAAGCGAUAUUUAUUCAUAUCAUGGAUACAAUUAGGAAAAAAGGUGUAUUUCAUUAUCAUCUUUUUCCAACAUACAUUAUUCACAUAGAUUUGUUAGAAGAAUUAAGUUUUAUCUGGAAUGAACAAGGAAAAAAUGUUGCUUUGGAUAUUUUACCCAAUUCACAACAACAUCUGGGGCAGCGCAGAAUAGGCACUCGAGGAGCAGAUAAAGGUGUCAAAGAAGAUUUUAAACAAGCAAUGAAAGCUCAAGUUGCAAGAAGUAAUGAAUCUUUGCUAAAUUUAAUAAUUCAGUUUAUAACAGCUGAGAGAUCUUAUUUUUUGCAAGCUUUAUAGCCAAUUCGUAAGCAAUAAGUGAAAGAAAAUGUGUAAAUGAAAUGUUUAUUUAAUAAAUUGAUUUCAUAACUAAA
Messenger RNA from Vanessa tameamea, 1904 nucleotides. It is a transcript of the gene IntS10, whose product is annotated as integrator complex subunit 10. Bases 91 to 1830 code for a protein of 579 amino acids. The record is from RefSeq and is a predicted model, not a curated record. Gene Ontology annotation, biological process: snRNA processing. Gene Ontology annotation, cellular component: integrator complex. The transcript has a single exon. Lineage: Eukaryota; Metazoa; Arthropoda; Insecta; Lepidoptera; Nymphalidae.